UUUUGAAAAAGCCAGAGAACCCAAAAAGUUUCAAAACAAUGGCUGCUUCGUACCCAUCGCUUAGAUUUAAGCUUGUGGUGGUAAUUAUGGGGUGUUUGGUUUGUGCAUCUGCUGCUAGCUUCAGUGAAGAAUUUGAUGUAAGUUGGGGAAAUGGUAGAGGAAGAUUAGAGAAGAAUGGUGAGCUUCUUACACUUUCGCUUGACAAAGCUUCGGGCUCUGGUUUUCAGUCAAAGAAAGAAUAUCUGUUCGGAAAGAUUGAUAUGCAGCUCAAGCUUGUUCCUCGCAACUCUGCUGGAACUGUCACCGCUUACUAUAUGAAGUCGGCAGGGUAUAGGUGGGAUGAGAUAGAUUUCGAAUUUUUGGGGAACUUGAGUGGGGAACCCUACACUGUUCAUACCAAUGUUUAUUGCAAUGGCAAGGGUGACAGAGAGCAACAGUUCCGCAUUUGGUUCGAUCCCACUACUCAUUUUCACACUUAUUCCAUUCUUUGGAACCCCCACUCUAUUGUGUUCUCAAUAGAUGGAAUACCAAUAAGACAAUUCAAGAACUUGGAAUGGGUAGGGGUACCCUUUCCAAAGAAGCAAGCAAUGAGAAUAUACUCAAGCCUAUGGAAUGCAGAUGAGUGGGCAACAAGAGGCGGUCUUAUAAAGACUGAUUGGUCUCAAGCUCCAUUCACUUCUUCCUACAGAAACUUCAAAGCUCAGGCUUGCACUUUGGCAUUUGGCAAACACGUUUGCACUCCUAAUAUUGCUUAUAUGCUCCGACAAGAACUCGAUGCAACCAGCCUCAAAAGGCUUAGAUGGGUGCAGAAGAACCAUAUGAUUUAUAAUUAUUGCACCGACACUAAGCGAUUCCCUCAAGGCUUCCCUCCAGAAUGCCGUUAUUGAAUACAAAACUUGUUUCGUAAAUAUAGCCUAAUGGUAUGGACGUUAGAGUUGGAUGUGAGAAGUUCUGGUGGAUAUUAUUAGCAAAAUCUAUGUAGAUAUAAUAUAUGGCUGAUCUUCGAUUAUAUAACAAUAUGUAUAUGUAUGUAUAUUAUUCCCUUGUCUAUUUGCUCUUCUCUUAUACAAAAUGUAAGUAUUAUA
Molecule: messenger RNA, 1085 nt
Organism: Mercurialis annua (annual mercury)
Lineage: Eukaryota; Viridiplantae; Streptophyta; Magnoliopsida; Malpighiales; Euphorbiaceae
Product: probable xyloglucan endotransglucosylase/hydrolase protein 25
Exons: 3
Coding region: 39-887 (282 amino acids)
Biological process (GO): xyloglucan metabolic process; cell wall biogenesis
Cellular component (GO): cell wall; apoplast
Molecular function (GO): xyloglucan:xyloglucosyl transferase activity; hydrolase activity, hydrolyzing O-glycosyl compounds
Source: RefSeq, a predicted model, not a curated record